Cornus florida is the source of this 1680-nucleotide messenger RNA. Its product is annotated as dolichyl-diphosphooligosaccharide--protein glycosyltransferase 48 kDa subunit. The record is from RefSeq and is a predicted model, not a curated record. The coding region runs from base 137 to 1447 and encodes 436 amino acids. Gene Ontology annotation, cellular component: endoplasmic reticulum membrane; oligosaccharyltransferase complex. NCBI's taxonomy places the organism in Eukaryota, Viridiplantae, Streptophyta, Magnoliopsida, Cornales, Cornaceae. The transcript has 13 exons.
AAUGAAGAAGCGAAAGUGUGCUGCAACUACAACUACAAGUCAGUCGUAUAAAUCACUCUUCAACGUUUAACACAACUCAGUCUCGGGUGCAACUCCAACUACUCUGCAACUCUCCGACCCAAAAGCCCUAAUCACAAUGGCGAAACCCUAUAUCAUCCUCAUCGCCUUCAUCUCUCUCCUCCCAAUUCUUUCCUUCGCAUUCUCUUCAGAAAGUGCCAGCGGUCAGCGACUCUUAGUCUUGCUCGACGACUUGGCCCUAAAGUCUUCGCACUCGAUCUUCUUCAAGUCCUUGCAAGAUCGCGGGUUCGAACUCGAUUUCAAGCUCGCUGACGAUCCCAAGAUCACUCUACAGAGAUACGGAAAGUACUUGUACGAUGGAUUGAUUCUGUUUUCCCCCACCAUCGAGCGGUUUGGUGGGUCUUUGGAUUUGGCGGCCGUGUUGGAUUUUGUUGAUGCGGGCCAUGAUUUGAUUAUAUCGGCGGAUCCAAAUGCGUCUGAUUUGAUCCGGAACAUUGCUGCCGAGUGCGGAGUUGAUUUUGAUGAAGACCCCUCAGCUGUGGUUAUUGAUCACACUGGCUAUGCUGUCUCAGAUACAGAGGGAGAUCAUACAUUGAUUGCCUCCGAUUAUUUUAUUCAAUCUGAUGUGAUUUUGGGAAGCACAAAAAUCGAGGCCCCGGUACUUUUCAAAGGAAUUGGACAUUCAUUAAAUCCUGCCAAUAGCUUGGUUUUGAAAGUUCUCUCAGCUUCUCCUUCGGCAUAUUCUGCUAAUCCAAACUCCAAGUUGUCAAAUCCUCCAUCACUUACUGGUUCUACUAUCUCUUUAGUUUCAGUUGUGCAGGCCAGAAAUAAUGCACGGGUUAUGAUCUCUGGCUCUUUAGAAAUGUUCAGUAACCGAUUGUUUAGAUCUAGUGUGCAGAAGGCUAGGAGCUCAGACAAAUAUGGGAAAUCAGGGAAUGAACAAUUCGUGACUGAACUUAGCAAAUGGGUCUUCCAUGAAAGGGGUCAUCUAAUGGCUGUCAAUGUUAAACACCACAAAGUUGGGGAAACAGAUGAACCUGCAAUUUACAGGAUCAACGAUGACUUGGAAUACUCUGUUGAGAUUUAUGAGUGGUCUGGAACAAACUGGGAACCCUAUGUGGCAAAUGAUGUUCAAGUGCAAUUCUACAUGAUGAGCCCCUAUGUGUUGAAAACCUUAUCAAAUGAUCAGAAGGGUCUAUAUUAUACUUCAUUCAAGGUGCCAGAUGUUUAUGGUGUAUUCCAGUUCAAGGUUGAGUAUCAGAGGCUUGGAUACACUAGCUUAUCUCUUGCAAAACAGAUUCCUGUCCGACCCUUUAGACACAAUGAGUACGAAAGAUUUAUAACCACGGCAUUCCCUUAUUAUGGAGCUUCAUUUUCUAUGAUGGGUGGCUUCUUUAUCUUCAGCAUUGUAUACUUGUACAACAAGUAAAAACCAUUUUACUUGGAGCGAACACUGCUAACAUGGCAAUAUCUCUAUGUCUUUUAAGUUCUUAUUUUUGGCAAAAGUUGAGGGAUAUUUUUAUGGCGGGUGGAUUUUCAACAGAUUUUCCCACCUUAAAGAUGUUUAAAACAGAUGUAGUCAGGGCAUAGUUUGACUGUAUCGCUUGUUAUCAACAUCUCUUCAUUUAUAGGCAGUGUAAUAACUUUUGAGUUUUGUGAUAA